Molecule: messenger RNA, 1476 nt
Organism: Babjeviella inositovora NRRL Y-12698
Lineage: Eukaryota; Fungi; Ascomycota; Pichiomycetes; Serinales
Gene: SPT10
Product: Spt10p
Exons: 1
Coding region: 1-1476 (491 amino acids)
Molecular function (GO): acyltransferase activity, transferring groups other than amino-acyl groups
Source: RefSeq, a predicted model, not a curated record
AUGCCUAACUUUGACGACGUGACCCAACCGCCGCAUUUCCGCCCGCAAUAUGAGUACCCGCUCAUCGAGCGGUGCACGGUGUUGCUUAAAGAUGGCGAGACAACCGCCACCAUCUACCCUAUCCACUCGCCCGAGGACCUCCCGCCCGGACUCCUCGCGUUUCUCUGCGAUGAAUUCAACAUGGAGAUCGAACGCGGCGACACGUCCCCGUUCUUUGACACGUUGCACAUCGAAACUUUCCAAAACUACUGGUUCGGCUCGUUCGCGGCGGUCAUGGUGCUAGGCGACGCUCCCAACCUCGCGCUCGAGAGUAACCGUCAGUGGGAGAAGGAGUGUCUCGGGACAUUCCACGUCAAACCAAACUAUCCCGGUCGGUGUUCACACAUCUGCACUGCCGGCUUCCUCGUGAACGCGGGCAUCCGUGGCAAGGGUAUCGGGACCACGCUAGCGGAGUGCUAUCUCGCGUGGGCGCCCAAGUUGGGCUACACGUACUCCGUGUUCAACCUCGUGUUUGAGACAAAUGCAGCCGCGCGUGCGAUCUGGGAGGCGCUCAACUUCAAACGUAUCGGGCGCAUCAAGGCCGCGGGCAUCCUCAAGGGCAGCGACACGCCCGUAGAUGCGAUCAUGUACGGGCGUGACAUCGCGCCCACUACAGACGCGAACGUGGGCCUGUUCCGCUUCGACAAGAUCAAGUACUACUUAGAGACCGGGCGCUAUCCGUCGCUCUCGGACCGCCAGGAGAAAUCUCGUCUCCGCUCGUCUGCGUCGCACUACCACAUUGAGGACGGCAAGUUAAUGCUCAAGGACCGCGAGGUGGUCAGCGACCCCGACCGCCAGUUAACCAUCUGCAGCGAAACCCACAUGGUCAACCACGGAGGAAUCAACAAGACCACCUCCGCUAUCGCUGAGCGCUUCCACUGGACGCGCAUCAAGGACACCGUCGCGCAGGCAAUCCGUCAAUGUCCUGAAUGUCGCGAUCCAACCAAGUCCUCACUCCCAAAACCACGCCCAAUGAUGAAGCCAAAGCUUGAGCCACACGGUGAUGUUGCGCGCACCGUUGCAGCCGUCGCAAACCAGUUGCUCCUGCACGGCGCGGCGCUCAAGCCGGCCAGCGAGGCCCACGAUGUGGACGCCAUGAUCCACCAGAUGCCUGCGCGCCACGAGGGCUUGUUGCCGACCGAUCUUGCUGGCUUGGACCCGGACGAUCCAUCUGGCAUCAUCGCCGCAGUGGAGGCGGCGUCGCGCUCGCAGCACCAGGCGCCACCGUAUGGUCAGCAGUACGGGCUGUACCAGCAGGACUACUCACCACAGUACAACCAGUACGCGGAGGAGCACGAGGGCUAUCCGGAGAGGGAGGGUGAGAUUCCGGUAGACCCACAGGUCAGUGCAUUUGACGCGCAAGAACCGAACGGUGCGGAGAUUGAGAUUGCGCGAGCGUUGAUUCAGGCGAACGAGGAUGCAAAUGAGAUGUUUUAA